Molecule: messenger RNA, 1325 nt
Organism: Melopsittacus undulatus (budgerigar)
Lineage: Eukaryota; Metazoa; Chordata; Aves; Psittaciformes; Psittaculidae
Gene: KTI12
Product: KTI12 chromatin associated homolog
Exons: 1
Coding region: 12-734 (240 amino acids)
Biological process (GO): tRNA wobble uridine modification
Source: RefSeq, a predicted model, not a curated record
CUGGCGGCGGGAUGCCGCUGGUGGUGCUGUGCGGGCGGGCGGGCAGCGGCAAGAGCCGCCGCGCCUCGGAGCUGCGGGCGGCGCUGAGCGGGCCGGAGCGGCAGGCGCACGUCGUGGCCGAGGCGGAGGGCGGGCGGGCGGCGCUGCGGGCUGAGGUGGAGCGGCGGCUGAGCCGGCGGGACGUGGUGAUCGUGGACGCCGGUAACGAGCUGCGGAGCAUCCGCUACGAGCUGUACUGCGCGGCGCGGCAGGCGGGCACGGCGCGCUGCCUCCUGCACUGCGCCGGCGGCCCCGACGGCCCCGACGAGCCGCCCUUCGAGGCUCCGGACCCGCAGAACCGCUGGGACCGGCCGCUGUUCACCGUGCACGGGGAGGAGCCGCUGCCGCUGGACGCCAUCCGCGCCGCCCUGUUCGACAGCGCCCCGCCGCCGCCGCACCGUUCCACCCGCACCCAGCCCCUGCAGUCCUCCAGCUUCCUUCACCAGCUCGACCGUGUCACUCAGGACGUGCUGGCCGCCGUCAUGGACGCCCAGAGGAGCGGGGCGCAGCCCGGGGAGGUGGUCCGUGUCCCCGGUGUCGCUGAAGGGCUGGUGCUGAGCCGGCCGGUGAGCAUGGCCGAGCUGAGCCGGCUGCGGAGGCAGUUCAUCACUUACACCAAGAUGCAGCCCAGGGAUGAGAACUUGCCCCAGCUGGCCGGCAUGUUCCUACAGUACCUGAGCCGCAGCAUCCAGUGAGCCUGUUACCCGUGCAGCACACAGCAGUGGCCGUGGUCCAUUCACAGGCCACAGACCCUGUAGAGCGUGGACCCCAUCUAUUGCAUCAGUAGCUCUGGGAAGAUGGAUGAUGCCGUGUCCUGCAGCAAGACAUACUGCUAAGAGCAUCCCUUUAGGGAUGCUGGUCCCCCAUUACUCUGUAUUGUCCCCACUUUCAUCAUUCACAAAGAAGAGCUACUGUUGCAUCCUCAAGCAAGUGAAGUCUCCUAUGGAGUUGUAAACGCCAGUAAUCAAACAGCGUCUGAACAUGGAAGCCCAGAAGGCAGUGACCAUAGGGAAAACUUUUCCUCUCUGCAUUAGCAUGUGUAUGUCUUGAAUAAGAAGUUGUUUUUCCAAGGAUAUCUCCAGAUGAUGCCAAACUGCAGAAGAGACUUCAGGUCUAGGACUGGAACAGGCUGUGUUUUUAGGAUGUGACUAUCAAAAAAUCCCACUGAACCCAAGAGAUAGAUUUGCAAACUCUGCACUGCAGAAGGGUGCUGGCUUAGUAAACUAGGACCUCUCUGUUUCAGGUUUAACAAUAAAAUGUGUGCCUUAAAUGGAGUAAAGUCUUAA